Messenger RNA from Chiloscyllium plagiosum (whitespotted bambooshark), 1760 nucleotides. RefSeq names its product elongation factor 1-alpha 2. Gene Ontology annotation, biological process: translational elongation. Gene Ontology annotation, molecular function: GTP binding; translation elongation factor activity; GTPase activity. The record is from RefSeq and is a predicted model, not a curated record. NCBI's taxonomy places the organism in Eukaryota, Metazoa, Chordata, Chondrichthyes, Orectolobiformes, Hemiscylliidae.
GGGAGAAGGGAGGGAGGAGGCUUGUCAGUAUUUGCUGAGACCGCCCACCGCCGUCCGCAAUAAAGAUCAGCGAGAAGCGGCAGCCGGUCUCCCCGGCAGCAGCUCAGUGAUCUGUCCCCAGCUCCAGCUCCAGCCCCAGCCCCAGCCCCAGCCAUGGGCAAAGAGAAGAUUCACAUCAACAUUGUGGUCAUCGGGCAUGUCGAUUCCGGCAAAUCCACCACCACCGGACACCUCAUCUACAAAUGUGGCGGCAUCGACAAGAGAACCAUCGAAAAAUUCGAGAAGGAGGCGGCAGAGAUGGGUAAAGGUUCCUUCAAAUACGCCUGGGUCCUGGACAAGCUGAAAGCUGAACGUGAGCGAGGUAUCACUAUUGACAUCUCUCUGUGGAAGUUUGAGACACCAAAGUAUUACAUCACCAUCAUUGAUGCUCCUGGCCACAGGGACUUCAUUAAGAACAUGAUCACUGGAACCUCUCAGGCUGACUGCGCUGUGCUGAUAGUGGCUGCUGGUGUUGGUGAAUUUGAAGCUGGCAUCUCCAAGAACGGCCAGACCCGUGAGCACGCGCUCCUGGCCUACACUCUCGGGGUGAAGCAGCUCAUCGUGGGGGUCAACAAAAUGGACUCCACCGAGCCUCCGUACAGUGAGAAGCGCUACGAUGAAAUUGUGAAGGAAGUUAGCGCCUACAUUAAAAAGAUUGGCUACAACCCAAUCACUGUCCCCUUUGUGCCAGUGUCCGGUUGGCAUGGUGAUAACAUGUUGGAGGCCUCACCCAAUAUGCCAUGGUUCAAAGGUUGGAAGGUCGAACGCAAGGAGGGCAAUGCCAAUGGGGUGACCCUACUCGAAGCCCUGGACACGAUUCUGCCCCCAACCCGCCCCAUCACCAAACCCCUGCGCCUGCCCCUUCAGGACGUUUACAAGAUUGGAGGUAUUGGUACAGUCCCUGUUGGGCGUGUGGAGACUGGGGUGCUGAAACCGGGCAUGGUGGUGACCUUUGCCCCCGUCAACAUCACGACAGAGGUGAAGUCGGUGGAGAUGCACCAUGAAGCCUUGUCUGAGGCUCUGCCCGGGGACAACGUGGGCUUCAACGUGAAGAACGUGUCCGUCAAGGAUGUUCGCCGUGGCAACGUGUGUGGAGACAGCAAGAAUGACCCACCCACAGAAGCCUGCAACUUCACUGCCCAGGUCAUUAUCCUGAACCACCCUGGGCAGAUCAGUGCUGGCUACUCCCCGGUCAUUGACUGCCACACCGCACACAUUGCCUGCAAGUUUGCUGAGCUCAAGGAAAAGAUUGACCGCCGUUCUGGCAAGAAAUUGGAGGACAAUCCCAAAACCCUGAAGUCUGGUGAUGCUGCAAUUGUGGAGAUGUCUCCCGGGAAGCCCAUGUGCGUGGAGAGCUUUUCCAAGUACCCUCCUCUGGGGCGUUUCGCUGUGCGUGACAUGAGGCAGACGGUUGCCGUGGGUGUCAUCAAGAACGUUGAGAAAAAAGCGGUCACUGCUGGCAAGAUCACAAAGUCUGCACAGAAGGCUCAGAAAGCUCAGGGCAAAUGAAUCGGAGCGUCCUGGAACACCGAGCCCGUGGCCUGCCAACUCCAGCACCAAUCCAAAGGCCACCUCUGUACAUCUGCUUGUCAAAGCUCAUUGGUCAUCGACUGGAUGUUAACUAUUAAAGUCCAAUGGAAGUUUUUUAAGAGGAAAAGCAUGUCUCGGCAUUUGUGAGGUACCCGAUUAGUUUUAUCAAUAAACAGAUGCGACCACACUAA